This is a messenger RNA of Monomorium pharaonis (pharaoh ant), 2917 nucleotides long. RefSeq lists its product as uncharacterized. The coding region runs from base 1403 to 2791 and encodes 462 amino acids. The transcript has 7 exons. The record is from RefSeq and is a predicted model, not a curated record. NCBI's taxonomy places the organism in Eukaryota, Metazoa, Arthropoda, Insecta, Hymenoptera, Formicidae.
UACUUCUAAUUAUAUAAGUUACAUAUUUGGUUAGAUAAAUUAUUAAAACAUAAACAAUUUAAAUUUUAUGAGAUAGACAACUAGAAUAAUUUAAUAAAUUACCCUAUCUUAUUAUAAAAAGAUUAUUGUUGCUACUUUUCUGUGAUGCUAAUUGAUUCUCUUGCUUCAUGCUAGUAGCACAGUGCAUGAGAGUAGCACAGUGAUAUAUAUUUUGACAAUUUUAAUAAUUUAUUAGGUUUUAAAAAAAAUUAAGAAAAUAAAAAGUUCUUUUAAUCUUAAGUCUUAACUAAAAUUAUGAUUAUAAUAAGAAACAGUGUGCACAAAAUACAAGGAAAAUUUGUUUAAAAAAAUAAGAUAAAUUUAAUUAAAAAUAAUAGAUUUCUUAAAUUUUAAAUCUUAUUUUAGUUUUCUUAUUGUACAAUAUAAUAUACGGAAUAAUAUUACAGAAUAUCACUUAGAACGCCGUUUUUCCAUGAUUAUCUACUUAUAUCAUUUUUAUCAUUUAUUAUACCAUUUAUUAUCUAUAAAUAUUGUUUAUAAAUAAAUAGCAUUUUUAGCAUUUAUUAACCAUAAAUGCUAUUUAAAACAGCAUUACGAAUGGUAUUCUGUAAUAUUAUGUAUAUUAUACAAUAAGAAAACUAUGGUUUAAAAUUGAAAGUCUUAUUUUUAAUGAAAAAAAACUAGAACAUUACAGUGCGCGCUUCGCACGCGUCAUUAAAAAGCCAAAAAUUAAUUGCUACACGGAGAAAAUUUUUCUCGAAAAUAUAAGUAUACACGAAUAAAGUAAAUACCAUACUAAUCUUUCACGGCUAGGAUUAGUUAAAAUAUGUAAAAGAUUUCAAGAAAGUAUGGGAAAUUUAGAGAGCAAAGAAUAAAACUAUACGCAGACGUAAAUAUUUCCAUCAGGUAUGGGAAUACUUUUUCGAUGGCGCGUUUUACUAUAUGUUUUACUAUGGGUGCUUUCGGGGAGACGCUAUUAACGCUACCAGCAUCAGUCCACCUUCAUUACUCAUUAAAAGUAAAACAAGGAUAAACUGAUGCUGAUAGCGCUAAUAGCGUCUCCCCGAACACACCCUUCAUGUAGAACGCACUAACCUCAAAAGGAACGUUUUACAUCACAAGGACAUACCAAGAGUACUUCAAUUAUACUGCGUUCGGCAAUGCAAAUCCGAGGUGUCGGAUGUGCUUUUUAUCUUGAAAAUCGUUCGGCAAUUCACAUCUCGGUUCGGAGAUUGACGAACGUGCGCAGUCCGCAUCACAGAACAUAUACUGUCCACGUAUUCGCGGUUACUAUCGCAUUUCUAUAAAGAACAUAAACUAUUAUCAGAUACGCAACAAAUAUUUUUAUGCAGUUCACAACACUAUAUAUUUUUUACAAUUAUUACAAAUUAUUAGAAGUACAAUGACUGAGUUAAUUAAUUUGGAUACAAUUAAAAAUAACAAUAUAUCAGACAAAAAUGAUAUUACUUGCACAAAAUCAGUAUUUACUGAGAAAACGCAUAUUGAUAACAACCAUUUUGAUGAUUCUAUGACAGAAUGGUCUAUUGUUCAUUUUGAAACUGACGAAGAAGAAGAAAUUGAAAAUUUUUAUGAUUUAAUUCCAUCUUCAUGGAUAACAACAGCAGAAAAUUAUGAUAAGGGUAUGAAAAUGCUCGUCAAACUUUCGAAAAAUCUUAAUGCUACACUAUAUUCAGAUAUUGAAGAGAAAGGAAAAGGAAAACGAAUGAAAAAGCAAAUCAAGCAUUUUGACAAUUCUAAUAAAGAAAACAAACCCAAAAAAAGACGGAAUGAACAAUUGAUGUUGCCACCAUUUCCACAGUUAAUGAAUGUAAAUAAGUUGUCACAUCAAUCAUUGCCUAACAAAAUAGACAAAAUGAAAAAGUCAUUUAUGGAUAAAGCUUCAACUUCAAAAAAUAUACAAAAGCCGAUUUCAGUCUCACACAAGAUAAAUGUUUCAAAUGAAAUUGGUGAAAUACCGGAAAAUAACAAUUACAUGACACAUCAAGAAGUCAAAUCUGUAAAAGAGAGUUUUUCUAUGGAAAUGCCAAAAUCAAAAUCUGCAGCAAUUACUUCAGAAGAAAAUCCUGAAGAAUUUUCUUUAACAUCUACAAAAUGUUCUGCAAACCACCAGAAGUGUGCUUAUACUUCAAAAGGAAAGGUCACAUUAGAAUCUAUUGCACAAGCAAUUUGUCAUCUUAAUGUAUUAUCUUUUAAACAAACUAUGCGUAAAAUGGAUAGAAAUAUAGAAAGUUUUUUGGAAACGGAAGCAAUUGCCAAAAAAAAUACAAAUAAAGAUACCACUGUACACAUGUUUGACGAUUUUCCAUUAACCAAUUUGGAGGACUUAAAGAAAAUAGAGCGUAAAUUAAAACAUGAUGAAACUUUUUAUUCAAAAAUGGUUGAUGCUCUACAUACCGCGAUAAUAGGACAAUCUCUUCAAAAACAAAUCAAUUCUGUGUUUCGGAUAGUUUUAGAUGAUAAAUUAGCUAGUCAAUUUAACUGGAAAGGUCAACGAGGAACUAAAUUAAAAUUGUCAAAACGCCGAAUAACUAAAAUAAUGAUUGAAGCGGUGGCUAAAAACUUUCCGGGGGUCAAUGAAACUAUGUUUGGUAGAAAAGCCGGAGCAUGGUUGGCUCAAGCUACUUUUCGUAUAAAAAAACAGAACAAUAAAAGUGAGGAAGAUAACAUAACAACAUCAGAUGAUGAAAUAAAAAACGAGGUUGAGGACAUAACGGAAAACAUAACGGAAGACAUACCGGAAAACGAAAAGUUAACAAAUAUAAGCGUAUGAUAGUUUAAUAUAUUACAUAUUUUAUAAUAUAUUAUGGGAUUAUAAACAAGUUUAUUGUAAUAAACAUAUAUUUCUUAAAAUAUAAUAUACAUUCGUACGAUAAAUAAAAAAAUAUAUUUUGUGUAA